This is a messenger RNA of Aaosphaeria arxii CBS 175.79, 5949 nucleotides long. RefSeq lists its product as uncharacterized. NCBI's taxonomy places the organism in Eukaryota, Fungi, Ascomycota, Dothideomycetes, Pleosporales. Gene Ontology annotation, molecular function: ATP-dependent chromatin remodeler activity; ATP binding; methyltransferase activity. The coding region runs from base 1 to 5949 and encodes 1982 amino acids. The transcript is spliced from 7 exons. The record is from RefSeq and is a predicted model, not a curated record.
AUGCCAGAUAAUGGACUAUCCUUGGAGAAUACAACAUUUGACAGUUCGGAAAGACACGAUGAGACUACCAAGAGCGCUAGAUUUGUUGGUAUGAGUACUCGGCUUCCAACUUCAGUAUCUUCUGAGGUUGAAUCGGUAACGAGUGAAGCUGCUGUUGACUGGGAAGAUGCGAGUUUCUCGAUAUCUUCUGGUUCCGAGUUCGAAUUUUCGGAUCAUGACGAAUCGAGUCUUAGCGAUUCUAUAUUUGAACCAGAAGUUCUUACAGAUGAUGACAAUGGCGCAAGUUCUCCUAGUGAAGGGGAGAGAUCUUGUGAUGAGCUUGCUGUCGAAGAGAACAUGAUCCACUCUUCACAGAGAAAGUCGUCCAAGGGCAAAUCGUCAUCAGCAACCAAAUCGAGCAAAGCAAAGCAUGAAAAAGAUGUUGACAGCAUAUUCGACGAUAUGGUGUCGAAAGCAUUGAAUCUUGGGUUAAGUGCUUCGCUCAAAGGUCUCGCUGGACGCAAGCUCAGAGUAGGCACGAUGUUGUCGGGUACGGAGGCUCCCAUUAUAGCCCUGCAGCUGAUUUCGAAAGCUCUCGAACUACAAGGACAAGAACCUCUUAAUGUUGAGCAUGUCUUUAGUGCUGAGAUCGAAGGCUUUAAACAAGCAUAUAUUGCAAGAAACUUUCCUGGCUCUAUUAUUUUUCGAGAUGUCUGCGAUUUCAUUAAUGAGGAAGCCGAAACUGCAAGCACUAUUUAUGGCGCAAAGGUUCCUAUUCCUCGAGACAUCGACUUCCUGAUUGCUGGAUUCGUGUGUAAAGAUUUAUCGACUCUUAACAACAACAAGAAGUCACUUGACGCUGGCGGAGAGUCAGGCGACACAUUCCUGGGUAUUUUCACUUAUGCGAAGACGAGACGUCCAAAAGUCAUUCUUAUCGAGAAUGUUAAGGCCACCAACCAACUUUGGGACAGUCUCAAGGUUAAGUGGGGCGGAAUUGGGUACGAAGCUUCCUGGCUUAUAUGCGACACAAAAUUAUAUGGUCUUCCGCAAACGCGGCAAAGAAUGUACAUGAUUGUUGUCGACAGGAAAUUCUGUGGCAAAGACUCUCGGAAAGCAACGAGCACAUGGAAAACGACGAUGACUCAAUUGGAGCGCCCUUGCAGCAGCACUUUCGAGGACUUCCUUAUUGAUGAGGACUGCUUUACAAUGGGUGAUUUCAAUCAGCGUUUCUUCAAGUCACGGAACUGGGAUACAGACUGGAAUCUUUGCAGGCUGAGAUACGAUGAAAUUCGUUCUGAGGAAAAACUGGGUAACAAGCGACCAGUGACGAACUGGAGUGCAACUGGGCAAGUCCGGCCACCAGACAUCGCCAAUCACAAUUGGUAUAGAGCGCAGUCUAGCAGGGCAUGCGAGGCUAUUGACAUCGCUCACCUUCAACUUGCGAAAUAUGGCGCAGACUCGCUAUAUAAGAUGGCAGUGUGGGACGUGUCUCAGAACGUUGAUCGAUUCAAGCCAAAUCUUGGUAUAGUCUCGUGCAUUACGCCAUCGGGAAACAAUUUUAUAACCAACAGACAAAGCGCGCUGCUAGGCAGUCAGCUUCUUAUUCUACAGGGCAUACCGUACGAAAACCUCCAUUUUACAAGGGAGACACAAAAGGAAUUACAGGACCUGGCUGGUAAUGCAAUGUCUACCACCGUUAUUGGAGCCUCGCUUCUUUCCGCGUUCAUCGGCGUAGGGACUCAAUUACACCAUGGCCUUGCUCUGGCAACUGCGGCUACUAAGCAAAUCAGGCCUGCAUCGAUUGGAAAGGACCAGAUGGUGAACAUGAGAAAGGAUACGAUUUUGCCCAUAGACACGUCUAAGAUAGACAUAUCUCAACUUGUUAGGGAUGCUCUAGUAAGUUCACGGCUUUGUGCCUGCGAGAACUCAGUACGUAUCUCACGGGCACAUAUCCAGCGGCUUAUGCCUUGGGCUUUUGAGCGCAAAUGGCGACUAAAACUACCCGCCCGUUUGCAGAUUUCUGGCUUUCCAAGCGGGGCAGAUAUUGCUCGUCGUUAUCGGACCCUUAAUGAAAAAAUUCAACUUCCCCUCAUAAGUGUGCUUGAGGAAGCAAAUGUUCAUUCUACAAAGUUUAAUCUGAAGACUUUCACGCGAAGGAAUGGUUACUGGGCGAUACGCUACGCCCCUAACCAUGCAACGCUUGAGUUGCAUGUUGGAAAGAAAGCAAAUUGGAUCCUUCUACUGCGAAAAGCGCUUUCAACGCCCAUUGCACAAGGAGAAGUAGGCAAGUCAUUGCUUAAUCCAGAGUGGCAUUUGCGCAUUCCCCAAAGCGAAAGCCGCACAAUCACCAUGACAGCGUCUCCAGAUCGCACGGCCUCAUGGAGAUGCAGGCUCGGUCUCAGAGAUUACCAAAAGGAUACUAUGCCAGUGUCUUUAGACGUAGACGAUACUUCCAUAUCUAAGUCUGACAAUCUCGAUGGCAUAUAUGAGCUACUGCCGGAUUGUGGGACCGCAAUGUCGAGCUGUUAUAAAAGCACACAGCAGGGAGGAAGCAUGUAUUUGUUCCUCGAGUCGAACCUAAUAGGACCUGGUCACCAGGACUCCUUCAUCUUUAGCGAGCGUUGCCAUCAUGCAAGACUCGACAGACCAUGCAGAGUGAUCGCUCGUUGCGCUUCUACAUGGAGACCAUGUGUUGAGAGUACUGAGAAUUGGCAACGAGUUGACCUGAGGCUAACGCCCGCUGUUCCACCUAUUGAACGAACAAUCGCGUUGGUCUCUACCUUUGCAGCGAAGAAAGUCCGUCGCUGUGACCAGUCAAUACCAAUCUUGGAGGUGACGAUACCAGACGUUGAAGGAGCUUUUAACCUUGCUACGCAUUCAUGGGCAUUGGAACACGCGAGGCUAGUACCAUGCGCUCUAGAGCCUAUGUGCGACUGUGCGCCUCCUAUCCCUAGACCGUUAUACAGCAUCAAUGGCAAAGGAGAGGCAAUCUCACAGGUGGAUGAAGAAGCCAUUGAGAAUUCGAACGGUCGCCUUCAGAUGAGAUUCAAUAUCGCUGCCUUAUUACAUCGCGCACGGAAUCAUGCUGAGCCCCAGCAUGACUAUACAGCAGCGUGGAGGUUGACAUUGGACCAUGUAGAAGAUUCGGCACGUGAAGCUCCUCAGGGCUUUCAACUACACAGCUGCGCAUUACAGAAGCCUUAUACCGGUAAUCUCUCUUUGAAGCAUGACCUGUCCACGUCCCAAGAAAAGUCGCUAUCUUGGAUGAUUGAUCAGGAAAAGGGGAAGGUUUUAACAAUUGAGGAAAUUGAGGAAGUCGUUGACGCUCAGUUACACUGGAGAGCAGAUGUCCGCAUUCAGUACAAGACAGUUAUCCGCGGUGGUAUUCUGGCUGAUUUGCCUUCGUUUGGCAAGACAGUCACGACUAUUGCGCUUAUCCAGAGGGAGUAUGAGAUUGACGAGGUCUACGGUGCUCCUCCUCAAGGACUUACAGUCCCACUUGGCUUGGUCUCGACGGCUGCUACUCUAAUAGUCUGUCCUCAGACUCUCUAUAGGCAAUGGCACGACGAAUUCGUUAAGUUCUUAGGGAAGACGCAAUGCGCUCAAAUGGGCGUGCGGGCAAUAGGAAGCAUGGAAGACCUAAAAAGAACGACAAUUGCUGAUAUUCAAAACAGCCGAGUCGUCAUUGUACCAUGGAAUGUCCUUGCUGAUGAUGAGUACAUUAAGCAGCUUGCAGAUUUUACUGCCAUGCCUAAACUAGCACCAAAACAGGAAAAACGGGCUUUUGAUUCAUGGCUUAAAUAUGUCAAUUCGGAGAUUCCAAGUCGAGUAAAAGAACUUGUGCAAGAGGGAGUCAGAUUGUUCAAGCGAGGCAAGAAAGAGGCACUAGAGGCCCGCCUUAAGCAACCAGGCUUCAAGGGAAUUGUGCCUUUAAAACCUCAACACGGGAGCGCAUACCAAUCCUACAAGAGCAGAAACCUAGACUGGUCAAAGGCGCCCAUCCAGGAUGUAAAGAGCGGUACAAGGCCUAGGUAUACAAGCAAAAGCCAAACCGACGACUGGACAUCAUACGGUUUCCCACUUCUGCAUCUAUUCACAUUCAACCGGAUUGUGAUUGAUGAGUAUCAUUAUCUCUGCAGUAGCGAUCUGAAGAACUCAUCAGCAUAUGCGCUUGUUGAAAAUUUAUCAGGUCACAAGCGUUGGGCCCUUUCCGGGACGCCUGCUUUAGGGGACUUUACAGAUAUUUGUCAGGUCGCGAGACUGCUAGGUGCUACUUUGGGUCGUUCCGCAUACGCACAUAACAUGGGAUCAAGUCUAUCAGAAAAGAGGCUUAGGCAAGACCUGACCAUCACUGAGGACAUGUGUGCUAGAAUGGAAGCGUUCUCUUACAAUUGGCAUGCUGACCGACAUCGACGAGCACAGCAAUUUCUGGAUGAUUUUGCGCGACAAAAUUCAGCAGCAUUGAAUCGCAUCCAAUGCAAGGAGUCUCUUUAUGCUAUCAAGCUUGGCCUUGCCCAUCACAGCAUGUAUUUAGAGCUCUCGCAACAUUUGAUUGCUCGCAACAUGCAAGGAAAGCAAGCAAGGGACCGGCCAAAGUCCAGAUUUCCAGCUCGAUUCAACAUAGCCCUGGAUAAUGCGGUAUCUGGUGAAGCGGCGCUUUUGAGUUUGGCACUCUCGUGCAAGCAGGAUGCUACGAUUAGUGGAAUCAUUCGCAAGCGCGUUGAUGCUAUCAACGAAUCGGAGGCCGAGAUCCGGAAAAUAUUGAACCGUGCUACCAAGUUAGGGUGGGUUUCUCACAAGUCAAGCAAGCACUUUUCUGUCUUCAUAAAGGAUAUCACAUCCGAUCAUACAUUAGGGGACAUGGAUGCUACCUUGGAUAUGCGCCAUUUGAUCAGUCGGGCAAAGUCUUCGACAUCAUCAUCAUCAUCGCCCUCGAAAAGACCAUCUAAAGACCUCAAAGAAAAGACUGCUGAGCUGCGUAGUCUGGCGCAGGAGCUCGUGUCCCGCAAAAGGUCUCUUCGAUUCACCAACGCCAUUAAAGAUAUUCUGCCCGUUCACUCUGAAGACCAAGACAACACAAGUCAUGAGUGCACUUCAUGCCGCAAAUCCAGAUUCCUCUCGCAGAUAUAUCUCUCAGCUUAUUGUGGGCAUGUUGUCUGUCAAACAUGCUUGACCUCUAGAGCUGAUGGUGAAGUAUGCGUUCACAAAGACUGUGAUGCGCGAAUGUCUGCAGAGGACCUCAUCAAGACCUCUGAUCUAAGACCUCUACGGGACUUAAACUCGUCAACAGGUCGAGGAAAGAAGAUAGAUCACUUGCUUCAACUCCUUACAGAUAUUCCGGAGGACGAACAGAUGGUGUUAUUUGCACCAAAUGAGCAAGCAGUUGGCACGGUGCACCAAGCUCUGCGAUCUGCUAAGAUUAGAGCACAUGCAGUUGUCACGAAUAGAAGUGCAGAUGUCGACAAGAUACGAGAGUUUCAAGAUAACAGCAACGCAAGGAGCAUGGUAAAAGUGCUCGUCUUGAAUCUUGCAGAUGAGUCUGCUGCAGGACUGAAUCUUGUAAACGCAAACCACGUCGUUUUUAUUUCGCCACUUAUCACAGAAACCCAAGAGCAGUACGACGCUGCGAUGACGCAGGCCAUAGCACGUUGUCGAAGGUACGGGCAAAAGAAGAAAGUACUCGUCUACCAUUUCGCCGCACUGUAUACAAUCGACGUCGAUGUUCUUCAGCAAAGGCAUAGAAGAACCGAUGCACUUAGCAGACAUGGUGUUCUAUCAAGUCCGAACAAUAAAGGGGAUGUGAAGGCGGAGAGAACGAAAAUGGUGGUCAAUUCUAAAAAAGUGGCACAUCUUGUCCCUCAGUCUUGGCUGGAGAAUGAAGAACAAUGUCAGAAACUCGGGAUAAAAAAGGGAUGUGAUGAGAGACUGACAUCCUUGAUUCCUUUGGCAGAACGGUUUGGCGAGGACUAG